This is a messenger RNA of Monodelphis domestica (gray short-tailed opossum), 5786 nucleotides long. It is a transcript of the gene RRH, whose product is annotated as retinal pigment epithelium-derived rhodopsin homolog. The record is from RefSeq and is a predicted model, not a curated record. NCBI's taxonomy places the organism in Eukaryota, Metazoa, Chordata, Mammalia, Didelphimorphia, Didelphidae. Gene Ontology annotation, biological process: G protein-coupled receptor signaling pathway; visual perception. Gene Ontology annotation, molecular function: G protein-coupled receptor activity. Gene Ontology annotation, cellular component: membrane.
UCUAGAAGUCAUUUCUAAGGAUGACUGAAGCUAGUUGUUAUGCUGAUUUUUUCUGAAAGUGUGGCUCUUAACCUCUAAUCCUCCUGGGGCUUUGGGAACAUCACCAUAAAGGACAAAAUGGAAUGCAGUCUGCCAAGGGCCAAGUUAUAUCUGAUUUUGUUUGGGACUAAUGGAAACUUUUAGGCCACUGUAUUAGAAUCAGGGUAAAAGUAUACUUUGAGCAAUCCUGGUAGAAGCUGCUUAUGGUUGCUCUGUCAGAUCUGAGAGGCUUCUGAGAUUUGAGGGGCCUGGUGAUAUGGAGCAGUCUCCUGGGAGAAGCUUCUCCAAAUGUCUGACCAUAUGAGGAUAGAACAAUCCCCUGUGUCGUUUAUAUCCAAAGGCUGUUUUCAGUAUUGCUCCCUCAUAUAGCUGUCCUGACUCGGGGAAACCCUGACCAAAAAAACCAUUUAGUUUUCAGAGUAUUUUUCAGUUGUGAACUUUUUGAUUAUGAAAAAAGCAUUUGACUCAACAACAAAACCACCUUACAAGUUUUCAUUUUUCAGCAAACUUCUCUAAACAUCAUAGUCACUCAAAAUACCAUAAGGAAAAAACAUCAAAACGGAGCUCUGGUCAAUGCAGUGACCAGCCAUUCUUCCUGAGCAGAGGUAAUGAAAAUUAAUACUCACUUUGUGACAGAAGUCAUCAAUUCCACGGUCAGUUCAUUUGACUGCAACUGCACCUGUCUGCCACGAGGGUGUUUUGCAGAUAGAUGGAUGAUGAGCUGGACCCAGAGUCUUAAAAGGUGGAUUGCUAUCGGUGAGGUUUAAGAAUUUCAAUUCCUUUACCAGUUAUCUCCGACACUGACCUUGUGUAUGUGUGUAUCAGACUUUUAAUGUAUUAGAUGUUUUUGAUAGCAAAAUUCAGCCUUCUCUACCUUCCCUUUUGCUGCACAUCCUGAAAGAAAGGUCUGAGCUUUGUAAAAACCUGGGUUGGAGACUGAGCAGCACGUUCUUGGGUGGGCUUGGCAUCUGUAAAUUGUUGCUGGACUCAGCUACUAUCCCUCAGCAAAUAAGCUCUGCUGGUUCAGAAUGAUAGAAUUGUAGCUUAGGAGUCCUUCUCUAGUUAUUCCCCUAUAGAGUUCAGUCUGUGCUAGAAUUGAAUUCAUGCUCUUUGACUCUAAAUCCAGCCCUCUUUCUGCUGUACAGAAAAAGAUGUCAUGAAUGGUAGUAAGAUUUGUAUUGCUUUGAUAAUCCAGAGAAUUCUUUUCACCUAUAGUCAAAAUGAGAUUUUUUUAGGGUAGAAUGUUUAUUUCAACAUAGUAUCUUAAGACAAGUUUGUUAAAUCUAACUUAGAUUCAGAACUAGAAAGGGACCUCAGGACAUCUAGUUCAGAUGAGGAAACAGACCCAGGCAGGUUAAGAGAACAUCCUAAGUUCUUUCAGUUGAUACUCAGGGUAGCAUUGAUUGCCAAAACUUUUCACCAUCCUGAUUUGCUUACUGUAUGGUAUCCAGAACCCAAUAUAAUACUUUCAGAUACCAUCUGACUUGUGCAGAGUAUAAUUCUAGGCCUGGAAGCUUUUGGCCACUAUGUCUUAGUUCUAUGUUAAGUUAUAAGUCCACUAAGUGCCUCCCCCUAUUAUUUUAGACAAUCUGCUGUCUAACCAUGCCUCUUCUACAUGCUGAAAUUGAAUUUUUGAACCCAGGUAUAAGACUUUACAUUUAUCCCUAUUAAUUUUCAUAUUUAGCCUAUUAAGAUGUUGGAGUCUUUCAUCAUACAUUCAGUGUAUUUCCUAGCUUUGUGUCAUCGUUAAGUUUUUAAGUAUGCUAGCUCACUUAUUUCAGUUAUUCACAUGGAUAUCAGUCAUUAAUUAGGCCUGAACUUCUGUUCAUGUCUUUGACCAAAAGUGGCAUUAUUCAUACCCCAACAACUUUUUUUAUUAACCACUUUUUAUUAAGUGCUAUUUAGUAGUGUCAAUAUGCUACCACUAAAAAUUUUAAGGUUAUUUUAUUUAUUAAUCAAAUUUAAAAAUAAAUUAUUUUUGAAAUUUUCAAUUGAAAAUAAUUAGUAUUUUUUAAAGAAAACUUUUUACUCAUCUGUAAAGUAGGCAUCAUAAUCAUCUUGUCACUACUUACUUAUAUUUGUUUCUACAGGUGAGGAGUUAUCAGGAUGUCAUACUUCCACAUAGCUGAAGCCCCAUUUCCUGCCCCCUGCCUGUUCAAAUCCUGGCUACUAUCUGUUUGACCGUGGGCAAAUUACUUUAUCUGGUUUUAGUUUCUUCACCUGCAAAAUGGGAGGGGGUGGAAUUGAACUAGAUUAACUUUUUAAGAUCCAUUCUACCUCUUCAGUUUAGCUUCCUUUCUGUCUUCCCCCUGGUUCCCUCACGUCCAUCAAAGGGAAGUUGCUCAGGUGAAGACCAGGAGAAUGUGAUUAGUCUUGGCUGAGUCUCAGAAGUAGGUCCUGACAUGAUGAGCUUUUCUCUUGGGUUGUAGCAGUUCAAAGCCCUUCUCUUUGUGGUCCCAAUGCAAGUCCUGGAUGUCGGCUUGCUCCCAGCUCUUCUGUUCCUAUCUGUUGUCUAAAGUCCACAAGAUGUUUUGGAAUAGACAGACUGAAGUAUCUCAUCUUGAUUUGGUGACUUGGAGUUUAUCUGCUCAAUUCUGGCAAGUCCAAGCCCAGUGGAUCCCACCACAUUUCAUUGUAGAUGGCUCAUGAAACGCCCUCUUUUAACAUCUCUCUGGCCUUAGAACUUGAGUCUCAGAACUCUUCCAGGUGAAAUGCAAUUAGAAAACACUCAACAGCGUAGCAAGGGAAAUGACAGGGUGCAAAGAGUUUUGAUUGAUGUGCCCUCAAGACUCAGAAUUCUCCCAGGGCUGACAGGAAAAGUUCCAAACUGUUGAAGACACAGUUCCCCAACUGACAGUCUGGAGCUGAGAAGUAAAGCCCAAAGGGUGCAGGUCUGAUCUCUUCUGAACUCCCUUGGACAUCUUGGAAGCAGCCUCUUUGAAUAUCAUCAAGCAAGAGUGUGAUCAGUAUUGUCAGCAACGUCAUUGUGCUAGGCAUCUUUGUCAAAUACAAGGCUCUUCGGACAGCAACAAAUACAAUUAUCAUAAAUCUGGCUGUCACAGAUAUUGGGGUUAGCAGCAUUGGUUAUCCCAUGUCUGCUGCUUCAGACCUCUAUGGAAGUUGGAAAUUUGGAUAUGCUGGAUGUCAGAUUUAUGCUGGUUUAAAUAUCUUUUUUGGAAUGGCAAGUAUUGGAUUACUCACUGCUGUGGCCAUUGAUCGGUACCUGACCAUCUGUCAACCUGACCUUGGAGGAAGAAUGACUUCUUAUAAUUACACCCUAAUGAUUCUGACUGCUUGGGUGAAUGGCUUUUUUUGGGCCUUGAUGCCGAUCGUAGGUUGGGCUGGUUAUGCCCCGGAUCCGACUGGUGCUACGUGUACUAUAAACUGGCGAAAAAAUGAUGCAUCUUUUGUUUCUUACACAAUGACCGUUAUUACUAUAAAUUUUGCCAUGCCCUUAGGGGUUAUGUUUUACUGUUACUACAAUGUUUCUCAAAAGAUGAAACAAUAUUCUCCUAGCAACUGUCCUGAUCACAUAAACAGAGACUGGUCAAACCAAGUUGCUGUAACAAAGAUGUCUGUGGUCAUGAUUUUAAUGUUCCUGCUUGCUUGGUCGCCUUAUUCUAUUGUGUGUUUAUGGGCUUCUUUUGGGGACCCAAAGGAGAUUCCCCCAGCAAUGGCCAUCGUCGCCCCUCUCUUUGCCAAAUCUUCCACGUUCUACAAUCCCUGUAUAUACGUGGCUGCCAACAAAAAGUUCCGGAGGGCGAUAUCUGCAAUGAUCCGAUGUCAGACUCACCAAUCAAUGCCUAUUUCCAAUGCAUUGCCAAUGAACUAACUUGAGCUUUUGAGUUAUGAAAUGAAAAACAACCAACCCACAUUAUUUUCUUUUUUGUUGUAUUUUAACUUUGAUCUAUCUAAUAUUCCCACAAAGCCUUUACCUACUUGAAUUCAUGUACUGCUAUGAAUUUGUGAGCUUUUGAGACCCUUCUCAAAAGCAGGGACCAUUGUCUGAUUUUACAUCCUGCGCCCUUCUGUUGUUGUUUCAGUCCCGUCCAAUUCCUUGUGGCCCCUUUUAGGAUUUCCUUGGCAAAGAUACUGCAAUGGUUUCCAUUUCCUUUUCCAGCUCAUUUUACAGAUGAGGAAACUGAGGCAAACAGGGUUUGGUGACUUGUCCAGGGUCCCACAGCUACUAAGAAUCUGAAGUCUUCCUGACUCUCUUCACUAUACCAUCUUUCUGCCUCAUGUACCCUAUUAAUACAUGGUAUUCAUUUCAUCAGUUUUAAAAUUAAUUGUUGAAUCAAAUGUUCCUAGAUGAUAUACUAAAAAAUCUACUUUAUCUGAUUUUUGUUUUCUUUUCCUUAAUUUUCUAAAUAUAUAAUAUACUUAUUUUUAAACUGUUACCUUCUGUCUUCAUUUCAGCUCUAAGACAGAACAGUGGCAAGAAUUAGGUAAUGGGGGUUAAAUGACUUGCCCAAGGUCACACAGCUAGGAAGUGUCUGAGGACAGAUAUGAAUCCAAGACCUCCCAUCUCUAGGUCUAGCUCUCAAUCCACUGAGCCACCCCGCUGCCCCCAAUAUGGUUUUAAAUAAAAGAUCAAGAUUGUAUUUCCUCAAAGCCAUAGCCAAUCUCAUCUUCUUGUAUACUCCUUUUUGCUUAGUUCACUCCUUUUAGCAUAAUUAAUUAUAUAGUUUUUUAAUAUGAAGUAUCAGCUUAGCAUAAUCAAUCAAGGCCAGUUACUGGAGUUCAGAGAGACAUGGAUGAAAGUCUGGUGUUUGACACAGGGCAAUCAUCAAACCUCUCAAUGCCCCAGGCAACUCUCUUUUAGACUAUGCCUUGAUCUGUAUUGAUAGAAGGAUUUUCCUCACUGGGAACUCUAUGUUAAUGCAGUCAUAGGUCUGUUCCAAAAUUAGGGCUGUCAACCAAGAUGCUAAAUAGAAGAAGCCUCUAAAUGACAAAAGGGUAGUUUUCCAAAAGCUCAUUUGUACCUUUGUUGUUUUUAACUUAGAAUAUGUGGCCCCAAAGAAGUAACAUUAUUAAAGGAAUAGUUAGUUAGGUUUCCAGGUCAACUCACAAAAGUCCAUUUGAUGUAUAAUGGACUGACUUUGUCUAAAAAGUCCCCUUUCUUCUGCUCCAACAUCUCCUUGUAGGGUGGGAGCUAGUAACCAUGAAUUAUUUUUAAAAAUAAGUUUUUAUUGAUAUGAGAUUUUGCUUUCCAUUCUCUGAAUUCCCCUAAUAAUAAGUAAUAAAAAGGGGGAAAAUUCAGGAAAACUAACCAACAUAGCAAAAAAAUCUGAUGUGAGAUGCCUUCUCAUAGCUCUUCUUUUGGAUAAAAUAAUUUUCAGUUUUUAUUGCUUUGUUAUUAUUGUUCUAUUUAUAUUCUUGUAGUCAUCAUGUAUAGUAUUUUUCUUGGUUCUGUGUACUUCAUUCUGUAUCAGUUCAUUAAGAUUUUUUAUCAUAGUCAUAUCUUUUUAUGGCACAAUAAAUAAUAUUCCUUUAUAAUUCAGGUAUCAGAACUUGUUUAUCCAUUUCCCAAGCUACCUUGCUUCCAGUAUUUUGGUUCUACUAAAAGUUUGACUGUAAAUAUUUUGGUGGGCUUUCAUGGUCCUUUUCUUUUUGUCUUUGACUCCUUGGAGUGAUCUCCCAGCAGUGGAAUUUCUUGGUCAAAGGAUGUGAUGGUCGAGACUGACCUAGAUCAUUCCCAGUUAGGUGUAGGUUUGGUGUUGGAAUGAGAUGAGAUAAGAUAGAGGUUU